This is a messenger RNA of Macrosiphum euphorbiae (potato aphid), 306 nucleotides long. The record is from the annotation of a GenBank genome assembly. NCBI's taxonomy places the organism in Eukaryota, Metazoa, Arthropoda, Insecta, Hemiptera, Aphididae.
AUGGGAUCUCUUAUUAAAACAGAACCUUUGUACAACAUCUCGUAUGCAAAAGAAUCACCAGGAAUCUACUUCGACUACAUCUCCGACAUGCAUACAACAGCUGCAAAUUGGGAGAUAGCAAUAUAUUUAAAUGUGUCCAUUUAUCAGGCACAUUAUUUACAAAUCAACAAUUUUCAGAUUGAAACUCUAGGACUUUACAAUGAAGCGACCGAAAGUUUUUCAAAUGAAUGCAGUUUCUUAUGCUUAAAAAAGAAAUUUUAUAUUUCUGAAAUUUGUUCGUUGUUUAAGACAUCAGAAAAAUUUUGA